AAAACAACUAAUCGUCACCGCCUUUGUAUUUAAAAAGAAAGAACCACCCAAUAAUGUUGUAUAAUCGAAUUUUCGAGUUGAAUACCACAAAAACCGAUUGGGCUUUGAGGUUGAGGUUGGUGCGAUGCUAUGCUCAUCCAAAUUUCAACAACAAGCACGAUCAAAGUGUUCCAAAUACACUGGAAUGCAUCUUUCAUGAUUCAGAGGGUGAUCGUAUCCAUGCAACCAUUCGCAAGGAGCGCAUAGCAGCGUUUAAAGAUAAACUCAAAGAGGGGGAUUUGUACAGUGUUAGGAAUUUCGUUGUUGCACCUAACACAAUGAAAUACAAAACCACCACAAACAGGUUUAAGAUAAUGUUCAAUUUCAAGACAACUGUGGUGAAUUUUCCUGACGACGAUUUCCCAAAGGCCAUGUAUGCUUUUAGGCCGUUUUACGAGAUGGGGAUCCCUGAUCAAGUUGAUCUCAGGCAACUGUUUGAUGUCAUUGGUAGUAUUGUUUCCAUUCAUCUACCAGAGCCUCAACAGUCUAAUGGUGAAACUCAAAAGUUGAUAGAAGUUGUUUUGGAAGACCCUGAUCAAAGGCGAGUGAAGUGCACAUUGUGGGGAAACUUUGUGGAUGCAAUCCUAGAAGGCUACAAAAAGUAUCCAAAUUUUAUGUUAGCUGCAGUUCUGUUUUGUAAACCAAAGAUAUACAAAGGUGAAGUGUCAGUUUCAAGUUCUUACUUUGCUUCAAAACUCAUAAUCAAUGGGAAACAAAGGGAACUAGCAGAAUACAGAAACAGGUAUGAUGUCCAUGGAGAUGAUGGUUUUAAUGGGACACCAAUUGUGUUUACUACUUAUGAAACUGAAGGAACAUCCAGUAACACAAAAGAUUUUGUCACCAUAGAUUCACUGUUUACAAAGGAUUUGGUAGGACGCUUCUGGAUAUCUGGGGAUAUUAUUGACAUCGAGACAGGAGAGCACUGGUACUACUUAGCUUGCAAGGAUUGUGCAAGGAAAGUUAUACCAAGAUGUGGAAGAUAUGAUUGUCCCAGCCCAGGUUGUAAACAAAAUGACAAUGCAACAAUCAGAUACAAAGUUAAGGUCAGGAUAAUGGAUCAUUCUGGAAAUGCUGCUUUUUUGCUAUGGGAUAAUGCUUGCUUUGACCUAUUUGGAAGAAAGGCAGCCGACAUGUUGAACGACGUGAAUGAAUCUGAUAGUGGCACACCGGCAGAGUUGUUUAACCUACUAGACAUGAAAGUUCAGUGUUUGGUUCAGGUCCAAAACGAUGGACCAAAAAGGGAAGACAUUUCCUUCAGUGUUUUGAAGCUUAAAAAGGUUGACGUUGACUUAGACCACAAAGGGGAGUCAUCGGGAACUAAGAACACAGAAAUUGUUAAUGAAAUUCCAAUGGAGGAGGUCCAAAUAUUGGGAAAAAAUGCACAACAACCCUGUGAGACUGAAACAGAGGCUCAAGCAACUCCUAACAUUUCAGACAAGAAAAGGGGGAAAAGGACAGCCACUGUUGAUGAUGGAAAUGCUUUUGGAAUACGCAAGAGGCCCAUCGGAGGCAUCAAAAUCAAGACUGAGAAGUGAAGAUCACCUAUUUUAUAGCAACACGCUAACGUGUUUUAUUAGUAUUGUUGUUUAGUUGUUAUAAAUAAAUGUCUCUAUAUGACAUUGUGAAGUUUCUGUAUUGUGUCAAGUACAUUAUGGUACCCAGAAUGCUUACAUUUGGUACUCUCCCCGUUUAAUUUUCAUGUAAUCAUUGUAAUAAAUUUGACAAGUAUGAUUCAAAUAGAAUAAUAUUUUAGUGAUUGACAUUUAGUCAUUUCAUUUGCCAUUACUUUGAUAUACAUACUAAUGACUAACCUAAACAAUAUUCAUAAAGUAUGCAAACAACUAAGCUGUA
This is a messenger RNA of Cuscuta epithymum, 1890 nucleotides long. Lineage: Eukaryota; Viridiplantae; Streptophyta; Magnoliopsida; Solanales; Convolvulaceae. The record is from the annotation of a GenBank genome assembly.